UUAUAAAUGGAGGAAGAAUUCUCUGAAGAUGCUUCAGUAGAGUGGAUAACGCCAACAUCAUGGCCUCGACAAAGCUGCUAAUCUUCGCUGCAAUGGUGGCCCUAAUGGCUUCCAGCUGCUCGGCUGCCAGUCUCCUGGACGCCGUUUUCCCGACCCUUAUGGCGGAGUUCUACGAACAAGUUCCCACGCAAGAGGGUUACCGUUUCAAUCUGGAAGAGCCGAAUGGCAGCAAGCGCGAGGAAAUGGGAGUCCUCCUGAAUCCGGGCACUGACAAGCAGGAGCUCGUGGUGAUGGGUACCUACUCCACCUACGACGAGAAAACCGAUACGGAAUCCAUGACCAUGUACACUGCCGACAAGGAUGGUUACAAGGCCCGCUACCAGAUCAAGAAUCGCAAACUGGCGGGUCCCACUCUGAAGACAGCGGCUGGUUAAACAGGAUUCGGGUGCAACUAAAUAAAAAGUUAAAAAUAGUUAAAGAAUAGCUCCGAAACUAGCUUCAUAACACGGGAAAUAAAUAUUAAAAAUGUAUAUAAGCAUAUAUGUAUGUUAGAAAAAAUUUGUUUAUUGAGAUAUUUUUUGCCAGCUAACUGGUACAGUGGGUCACUAAGGAUUUACAUUUACAUAAUUGGGUCGUUUAUAUGGUUUUUGUAAUUACUUUUAUAUCUGAAGGCUUAAUACGAAUAAAAAAUAUAUAUAUGUAUAUAUUUUAGAUUUAAGAUUUUAGUUUGUUUUGCACUAAACUUGUACAUGUUGAAAUAUUUACAGUCAAUUUAGUACAUGGACAACGUGUAUCUAGUUAAAUAAAUAAUAAAUUAGCAUAGAGCAUAUAGCAUAUAGCGAUUAUAGAGAGAGAUAUAGAGAGAGGGGAGCUGAAUGCAUGACUUUCUCCAUUAAAAGAUUACGAAAUGCGCUCUCUGGGCGACGACAUAGUUAGUGAUAACUUAACACUCAGUUAUCAGUUAUCAUUUAUCCUUGUAUAUCAUAUUACGUAUAGUUUUAACUAGAAGAGGGUUCUCCUAUUAGUUA
Drosophila ananassae is the source of this 1028-nucleotide messenger RNA. RefSeq lists its product as uncharacterized. The coding region runs from base 60 to 434 and encodes 124 amino acids. Lineage: Eukaryota; Metazoa; Arthropoda; Insecta; Diptera; Drosophilidae. The transcript has 3 exons. The record is from RefSeq and is a predicted model, not a curated record.